GUGUGUCGGAGGAUUUCAGUACUAAAUUUAACUCCUAAUCUGAUUUAAACUAGGCGAGUCUCUCGUGUCGCGGUACCGUGUAAGAACAGCAGGUCUAGAAGCGGGUCAGCAGCUCCGGCUGUGUCAGUACCGAGUUUUUACGGGUCAGUCGGUGACCCUGCAGCUCGGCUCAGCUCUGCGCUGACAGGGCGGCUCUGGAUCACAGAGGAGAGCUGAAGAAACACUACCUGGUUCAUACUGUGUCUUGUUCCAGAGGAGGCUGCUAUGAAAAAGUGGCUGUAUGCACUGUGAAGUAAACCAUGGAGAUAAAUGGGUCCCCAGAGCCGUGUGAAGGCACAGCAGACACCGGUGAGGUUUCUGUUAAGGGAUUAACACAGAGCUGGAUGAAAUGGUCCAGUGAUCAUCAGGAGUAUCAAAAACACAAUCCCUUCAGCAACAACAAAGCACCAGCUGUGCAGCUGCAGCGGGGUCAGCAGGGUUACGGCAGGCCACCGGAGGGCUCUAAAACAGAGCAGAGAGGGCAGGACGCUCACUUGCAUGUCAGCAAAGAGGUUCAGCAACUGUGUCAGGUCAUUCGAGAAAUUGGCAAGAGGCAAGAGGACGGCAGACCAGCUGUGCAGUUCGGAGCACUGUUUGAACACUAUGACCCAUAUCAAGGAAACCGAAUCCUGAGCUUUGCUGAGCACAACAGUUAG
Pygocentrus nattereri (red-bellied piranha) is the source of this 695-nucleotide messenger RNA. RefSeq names its product actin-binding Rho-activating protein-like. Gene Ontology annotation, molecular function: actin binding. Bases 300 to 695 code for a protein of 131 amino acids. Gene Ontology annotation, biological process: positive regulation of Rho protein signal transduction. NCBI's taxonomy places the organism in Eukaryota, Metazoa, Chordata, Actinopteri, Characiformes, Serrasalmidae. The transcript has 3 exons. The record is from RefSeq and is a predicted model, not a curated record.